Molecule: messenger RNA, 1231 nt
Organism: Paraphaeosphaeria sporulosa
Lineage: Eukaryota; Fungi; Ascomycota; Dothideomycetes; Pleosporales; Didymosphaeriaceae
Exons: 1
Coding region: 102-809 (235 amino acids)
Source: RefSeq, a predicted model, not a curated record
UCUGCUCAUAGCGAGGAGCAUGUGUGAUUAUACGAGCAGCCUACAGGAACUCUGGUAUAUCCUGGGCUACGACAUGACUAAGGUAUCAGUUGAGGUCUAAUAUGGCGGGGAGGUGUACAAUGUACAUGUGCAUUCAUAUGUAUUUCUCUACCAGUUCAUAUCAAAACCACUUCCACAACAGACUCUCAAAGGUGCUCACUAUGGUUAAAAAAGUUCCUGCACGUUCAGCCCGCGACUUGUGCGAUUGGCGGCUCGCAAUGGGUCGCGUUGCGCAAUCGCGGGCUCGAUCGUUGGGAGAGCUAGCGCCUAGCGCUGCUACCUUCACAGGGUUCGUGGCUCAAUCGUCAUCCCGCUCGCUCGCUCGCGCUCCCCACGAUGGCCUGAUCUGGCCGACGAUUUGCGACCGCGAUUGCGGCUGCGACUCCCACCCUCGCGCUCGCGCAGCCACCGUCCGACGCGACCCUCGGCGUGCUCUGCGCAUAGACCUGAGCCCAACGGUGGACUUGCUGCACCCCAGCGCAGCGCACUCAGCUCAGCUCCACUCCAGCGAGCGCCCCGCACGUGCAUACAGCCUACAUAGCACACCACCCCAGUCCCAUUUUUCCCCCCCUCGGGCGGCGAACGCAACGAACGCGCUAGAUUCUUCUUCUGCGGCCGACGUCAGCGCCGAGGAGCGUCUACUGCGCGCCGAGAAGGUUGGCAUGUGUGGAGGCGCGGUGGAAGGGCUUGUUCUUCCUUGGACGUCUUGGGCUGGAGCGUGUCGGGCGUUUGGUUUGGGGGCGGGAGGCAAAGGUGGGGUUGAUCGGUGAGGGCGCGCGUGCGGGCUGCGGAGCUGCCUGGCAAGCGUGCCCCGUGAGCGUAGCUCUACUCUGAUACCAUACAGCCGGUGGUACUGCUGUAGGGCCGUCUAUCGUCAUCAGCAAUCGUGGGGGAUUGUGGGCUACCGUGUCCGGGGUUCUGGAAGCGGGUCUAGCAGGCUAGCGGGCUGUGGUGUGCCCUUGUACGUAAGCCACGAGUUUGAGGUGCGUUGGGGCGUGCGGGUCUAGAUGUUCCAAAACGCGUGCUGGAAGCGGUGGGGUUGUGUGUUUUUGACAAUGACAUAGUAAUUGUGCUGGCAUUUGCUGUUUUGAGGAAGCCGGAUCGAUGGGUGCUGUUUCGCAGCUGUGGGCGGAACUGGGUGUAUGGAAGAUACUAGUCACAUCUGUUUGAAUUGCGAUACGACUAUACAAGG